CCGUCAUAUUUAUUGGCACUACCUCCACAAGUGGACAGACGAUCACCGCAAUCGAAAAUGAAACCAGCUUCUGCUUAUUUCUCCCCCCACAACCUGGUGGCGGCAUCUCUGAUCAUGAAGAUGAUGCUGUCGUAUUCUGCACAACAACAGUGUCCUCUGCACCCGGUGCCGGCCUUCUUCCCAGUGGAUUCAUUAAGACGGCUCACUUUGCUGCUGGAAAUGGAUACGUUCAAGUUACUGGUACAAUAGACAGAUCAAAAUACGAACUGAGUGCGAGUGACGGAGGCGGUCAGUAUGAUAGUGUAGGCGCUCCUCCCGGAGCCACCUGCGCUAAUAGCAACAAAUUUGUGGAAUUGAUUGAACCCGAUGCGGAAUUAUUCUGUAUCCGUUGCUGCACUAACAAAAGAAAGUGUAACACGGGGAAAAGUACUGCGGGAUGUCAGAAAGUUAUCCCUGGCGAUUACAGCUAA
Paraglomus occultum is the source of this 470-nucleotide messenger RNA. Lineage: Eukaryota; Fungi; Glomeromycota; Glomeromycetes; Paraglomerales; Paraglomeraceae. The record is from the annotation of a GenBank genome assembly.